Messenger RNA from Macrosteles quadrilineatus (aster leafhopper), 2727 nucleotides. RefSeq names its product alpha-tubulin N-acetyltransferase-like. Bases 125 to 1105 code for a protein of 326 amino acids. The record is from RefSeq and is a predicted model, not a curated record. Gene Ontology annotation, biological process: alpha-tubulin acetylation. Lineage: Eukaryota; Metazoa; Arthropoda; Insecta; Hemiptera; Cicadellidae. The transcript is spliced from 7 exons. Gene Ontology annotation, molecular function: tubulin N-acetyltransferase activity. Gene Ontology annotation, cellular component: microtubule.
UUUAAGGAAGGUUGUCGUGUAAAUCCAUCACAAGUUAAUUUUUUGGACUACACGUACUGUCGAACGUUUCAGUUAACUUUUUAAAUCAAGUUCUUACAUUCUUUGUUGGAAUAGUGCAUUAAAUAUGGAAUUCAAACAUAACUUAAAUGACAUAUUCCAAAAUCAUAUUUCCAAAGUAUCUAACACGCUGCUACCGGCGGAUUUCAAUGGUGACAGAAAAAGAGCUUCACAUGUGGCAAAUCAAGUGGCGGAAAUAGUAGACUGCAUGGGACAGGCCUCGUCCAAAGCACAAGGCCUACAUCAUCCCAUCACCAGUGCCGAGAAAUUGAGAAACUGCGAUCACACAUUCUAUAUCAUGAUUGAUCCGAGGGAAAACCAUGGGAAAGGAAGCGUUGUUGGUAUUCUGAAGAUGGGAAUGAAGCAUUUGUCCCUGUGUGAUGACGCAACUGGCAUGGUCCAUGAGAAGGAGACGUUGUGCGUACUUGAUUUCUAUAUCCAUGAAUCAAAGCAGAGGACUGGAGCGGGAAGGAAAAUGUUUGACUACAUGUUGGAGGACAAAGACACUGUGCCUUAUAAACUAGCGAUUGACAAACCAACUCAAAGCUUCUUGUCCUUCAUGAACAAGCACUACAAGUUAUCAAAGAUUCACCCUCAGAACAACAACUUUGUCCUGUUUGAAGGAUUCUUUGAUAAAAAAAGUGAUGGCAGUUCCUCUCAAGAACCACUAGAAUACUCGUAUAGAUCUGAGAAGUCCAAGCAUGAGCAGGAGGUUCGCGACAACACUCAAUCUGUAUCUGACAGGCGUGAACGGGAAGACUACUUGCCCCACCUGCAUGGCCGGCACGCUGCCUACAAACUUCCUGACACUAUGGGAGACAGAAUAACCAAGCUUACUCCAUCCAACGUGAACCACUGCUCUCUGGUAGAUCGAGCAUUCCUGUAUCGUUUAUUUAUUUUAACGAUAUUACAUUUUCACUUUGUAAAUAGCAGUUUUUUACUUACUUUUAAGUUAAAAGGAAUUGGUGCGGUUAAUUAUAUUUAUGCACCAUUAGGAGUAGUUAGUUUGCAAAUUUUGGAUAGCAUACUCAUAAUUUCAUUUGAUUAAUGAAGAUAGUUUCAGUUUCUUCAUUCAAGAGAGUAAUCAACAACAAACAUUUUUAGUUUUUUCAUUGGAGUCUAGAGUAGGCAAUGGUUCACUAUAAACUAUGUUACUUAGCCUAUAUUAACGUAUAUUUAACGAUUUGAUUAAUUUCAUUUGGUUUCUCUCUUUUUUAUCUGUACAGGUUAAUAUUUGUACGCAUAGUUUAAGGCAUUGAGACAAAGUAUUCCUUGAGAUUAUUUUUUAAUGUGUUUAACUAUUUUUUAUUUUUGCCUCGCUAUUCUUUAUGUUUUUGUAAAAUUUCUAGGUUUAACUUUGAGUCUGAGCAUUUUGCUGAGUUCAAAAAUCUAUUUUAAGUCAUUAGUAAAUGUCUGUAAAAUCAGCUUAAGUAUGCCCUUAAACAAUGCAAACAUACCAUUUUAUCUAUAACCUUUUACUAUAAUACAACUAGACAUUCCAUCCCCAUGUUGUGGCCAGUUUAAAAAAGUCAAUAUAGUCAUCGUUAUUGAUGCAAGCCACAAACAGAUUGUGCUGAUGAAAAUACUAAUUUCUGUCAAAUGUACCAACUUUUUCACAAGUCAAAUUGAUGAAACGGCAUAAUUGUGAGCUAAAGCAACGCUGUUAAGACUCAUCAACUAUGUCAGAAACAAGAAAUAAGGUAGAAAAUAGAAUUUUUUACACUAACGCAUUCUGUGACUGGCUCACACAACUUAAAAAAACAGCGACAGCUGGUCUAUAUAGAUGGGAUGUCUACUUCAGUAUCCAAUAGUAAAUGCUAUAACUUAAGAGUCAGCAGGACCGCCAGCCAUCUUGGAUUGUCUGCCUAUAAAGGCAUUGUUAAUGGUUGAAGCAUAUUACGUAGCAAAUAUCUAAUUUUAAAGCUAUUGAAGCGGCGGAUGUGAUUUGCUAUCUACUUUUAAAUUUUAAUUGUUAUUAUUUUGUCAAAGUACACAAAUGUGUUAACUUACACCAGGUUUUUUUUCAACCUCUAAAACAAAAGUUUAAAAAAUCUGAAAAGCAAUUAACACGAAAAAUAUAUUUAAGAAUCACAUAAAAUUUUCUGCUUGGUAAUCAAGCUUACGGUGCAUGAUUAAUAUGCUUCAACGUGAACGCAUGUUUUUGCUGAUCGGGGCUCGGACAACCGCUGUUUUGCACUACCGCCGCGCAUAAUAGUACUGCAGCUGCGAGUUACCACAGGCUUUGGAGCGCUGUAGUCAACAGAGAUAAAAUUAUUGACUCCUGCUGACUCUUAAAGAAUAUUUUGUGAUUUUCAAAUAACGUUUUACAUCAAGCUGUGUUACAGUAUUUGAUUCUGAUGUUAAUUGAUACAGGAUUUACAUCUUUCCUUUGGUUUAUACCAGUUGGUAUAGAAACAAAGCUGUAAACAAUUUAUUCCCGCAUAUUGUUGUUUUGUAAUAACCAUUGUUACGUUGAAAUUAAAUGUAUAAUGUUUCAAUUUACAUAGUUUAUUGUAAUUUAUAUAUUUGUUGAUUUGCUUAAAUGGUUAUUGUUGGUAUGUUUUUUCAAGUAUAGGGAUCUGAUUUUUACAGGCAUCUAGUAGAAAUAAGCAAACUUUUUUAGGUUAGUCUCUUUUCUUUGUUGUAAUGUGGAAAAUAAUUUAAAUAAAA